GGUAGGUAGCGUACUAUGAUUUGUGACGGAGACCGGACUUUGACCCUCUUCUCUUCCACUACUUGCGGAGGAGGUUUCGGAAGUAUGUUGCCAUGCAAAAAAGGAACACUUUAGAUCUAAAGAAAGAGGAUCCAGAGGAGGAGGCAGGAAGGUCUGAUGUUAUGGCAUCUGAAGGGGAAUACAGAUGGACAGUCUCUGCUGUGAUUGUGCUUCUGUUAGCUGUAAGCGCAGCUCACGUGACAAAUAAACCAGCUUCAUCUCUUCCUCAUCGCAAGACCUCUGUGCUGAAAAUGGAUGAGGCGGCGCUGUCGGUUUUUAAUGAAAUCAAGGAAGAGAUGUCUCUCUAUGUACAUUCUGAUCACUGUUACCAGUGUUUGCCCCAAGAGUUGGGAACAAUACCUGCAGGGCAGGGUCCUGGGACCCCGACUACUGUGGGGUUUGUUUUAGGCACUCAACACGCUCUCACAUUGCAGCUUAUCAGCACAACUGGCAAACAGGAGCUAUGCAAGUUUGACUUUCACUUUGGGGAGCAGGGGAACUAUUCUCUAUGGGUGAAGAACCUGAUUGAACCAUCGCGGGUCAGCUGUAAUCUGGUUACUGAUUCAGAGCCUGUGAACAGCUACCUGCCCAUUUUGUUUGCUUUUCUGGUUUUUGCUGGAAUGGCUGCAUUAUAUACUAUUUGGAGCACAGUUAGAAGGAUGGAUUUUGUACGCAAUUUACUUCUUCGCGUCGGAAGCACAGUGGAGACAGAGAGACUCAUAAACUCAGAACUUGGCAUUCCUAACAGAUUAGGAAUCACCGCCUCCACGGAGUCGAUAAUUCCACCGACCGCAGGACGGAGGCUUCGCUCUUUGGACACCUUUCGUGGCUUGUCUUUGGUCAUUAUGGUGUUUGUGAACUACGGCGGCGGACGUUACUGGUUCUUUAGACAUGAGAGUUGGAACGGUCUAACAGUGGCUGAUCUUGUGUUUCCUUGGUUUGUGUUCAUUAUGGGAACGUCUGUCGGCUUGUCCUUGAGCGCAUCGUUGCGCAGGGGGGUCAAACUAACUCAUCUGCUGGGGAAGAUAUUCUGGAGGGGCCUACAGCUCUUUCUCAUUGGAGUGAUCAUCAUCAAUCCCAACCAUUGCCAAGGACCCUUGUCUUGGGAUUCGUUGCGCAUUCCUGGUGUAUUACAACGCCUCGGCUUCACAUACCUCGUUGUUGCUGGAUUGGAUGCUGUGGUGGCUCAGGAGCGCCUUAUCAACCUGUCAAGUGAAACACGCUGGUACUCUCUGCAUGAUGUUUUACUCUACUGGCCGGCAUGGUUUUUUGUAAUUGCCUUGGAGAUUUUGUGGUUGUGUUUGACCUUCUUUCUUCCAGUACCAGGCUGCCCAACUGGUUAUUUGGGUCCAGGGGGGAUUGGCGACUUCGGACAGCAUCCAGAAUGUACUGGGGGAGCCGCAGGUUACAUUGAUCGCUGGCUCCUGGGAGAGAACCAUAUUUACCAGACGCCGUCAUCACGGGUUGUGUAUCAGUCUUCGGUGCCCUUUGACCCAGAAGGAGUUUUGGGGAGCAUCAACUCAAUAUUGAUGGCUUUUUUGGGUCUUCAGGCAGGGAAAAUUCUUCUGCAUUACAGGGAUCAACACAGACAAAUAAUCACAAGAUUUCUAAUAUGGGGAUUCAUCCUGGGGAUCUUAUCGGCUGUACUGACAAAGUGCUCCAGCAACAAAGGAUUUAUCCCUGUCAAUAAAAACUUAUGGUCUUUCUCCUACGUGACAACUCUGAGCUGUUUCGCUUUUGUGGUUCUCAGUAUAUUUUACUACAUGAUUGAUGUCAAGAAGUGGUGGUCGGGAGCACCAUUCUUUUACACUGGUAUGAAUUCCAUCUUGGUGUACGUGGGUCACGAGGUGUUUGAAGAGUACUUCCCCUUUCGCUGGAAGAUGUCCAACAACCAGUCACAUGCAGAGCAUCUGACACAGAACCUCCUGGCCACCUCCAUAUGGGUGUUCAUAGCCUACCUGCUCUACAGGAAGAAGAUCUUCUGGAAGAUUUAAAGGCGCAGAUUUUAAAACGGACCUGCACUUUGUCUCGUCUGGUCAUUUGGAUAUUUUUAGAUAUACAAAAUCAGCAAAUCUCUGCACAUCUGUGCCUCUAUUGCUAGACAAAACCCCACACAGGAUCCAGAAAUAGAGCUUGACAAAUAUCAAGAAGAGCAGAAGAAAGAGAACGCGGGUUGAGAUCACGUGGCAUUGCCCAGACAUCUCUGUGGACUCGGUCAGGCUCUCGAAUUAAACUGCAAAGACAGAUUUUGCUCGUUUCUAAUUCAAGCCAUGACUUUGGAUGAAUGUUUUCCAAAUUAAUAGUGUUUUAAAGAUAUGCACAAAGCAUUAUGAUUGAAUGUGGAUGUUUCUAAAGAAAUACUUGAAUGGGAAAGUUUCAGAGUCUCGGAUGAAGCUGGGAUUUAAUUAAGUUGCUUAAGCAAAAGAAAAUGAGGACAAAAACACUGUUCAAACAAACUGGGAGGUUUUCACUCAAGGUCCAACAUAUCAGCGUAAAGGAUCCACCUGACAUUACAUAGUUCUACAUUUUAAUAUCAAGAACACCUUUGGACUGUUUUAAGUUUUGACUGCCACUGUUGUUUUAUUAUCUGUAGUUUACAAUGAAAGUCUGUCAGUUAAAAGGUUGUAUGAUUCUUAGAGAGUUCUACCUUCUUAUAAACUCAGGAGAUUUGCACAGCUCGAGGUGCCAAAUAUAGCACACUUUGCAAAUACAGAUGAAACAAUAUUACAUGUUCAUUAAAGUUUACCAAUAAUGCAUCACCUCUACUACAGAAAUCAAAUUCCAGUAAAAACAUUAGCACUAAUAUAUAUUUCCCUUACCCAUUGCUGCAUGUAAUGUAUUCGUUCCAAGAGAAGGGAAAAUAUUGAGCUACAAUUUAUAUUGGCACUUUACACAAUCAAUUCCAGCUUUAUAACUAUGAAUUUUAUAGUUUCUUUUUACAAAUAUACUUGUUAUUUACGUUUUCUCAUAGAACAUUUUGUUUUAUACUUUUCAGCAUGGGACUGUUAGGAAAAUAAAACAUUUUUACUACAA
Triplophysa dalaica is the source of this 3072-nucleotide messenger RNA. RefSeq names its product heparan-alpha-glucosaminide N-acetyltransferase (gene hgsnat). The record is from RefSeq and is a predicted model, not a curated record. Bases 93 to 2033 code for a protein of 646 amino acids. The transcript is spliced from 18 exons. Lineage: Eukaryota; Metazoa; Chordata; Actinopteri; Cypriniformes; Nemacheilidae.